Pleurotus ostreatus (oyster mushroom) is the source of this 867-nucleotide messenger RNA. RefSeq names its product Ubiquitin-conjugating enzyme E2 6 (gene UBC6). Lineage: Eukaryota; Fungi; Basidiomycota; Agaricomycetes; Agaricales; Pleurotaceae. The record is from RefSeq and is a predicted model, not a curated record. Bases 1 to 867 code for a protein of 288 amino acids. The transcript is spliced from 8 exons.
AUGGCCAGUAAAGCUGCCCAGAAACGCCUCACGAAGGAAUAUCUCGCAAUGCAGAAAGAGUCGCCACCAUUCGUUUGGGCUGUGCCAGACGAGAAGAACAUCUUGACUUGGAACUUCAUUAUCCGCGGUCCACCCGAUUCACCAUUCACCGGCGGCGAAUACCACGGCGUGCUCCUAUUUCCCUCCGAAUACCCAUUCAAACCUCCUGGAAUCAAGAUGUUUACACCCUCCGGACGCUUUCAGCCAGACAAAAAGAUCUGUUUCUCUAUGUCGGAUUUCCAUCCUGGCACUUGGAAUCCAGCGUGGAGCGUGGCGACCAUCUUGACCGGACUACUCUCCUUCAUGUUAUCCGAUGAAAUGACUACAGGUUCUGUCACUUCUACAGAUGGUCAUAAACGCACAUUCGCUCAGCGGAGUCAUGCAUGGAAUGUAAGCCAGCAACGAUUCAAAGAUGCCUUUCCGGAAUACUGCGGUCCUGAAAUGCGCGACCUGCCUAACAUGGGCGAGAAAGAGCGGGGAAAGCCUGUCGCUUCGCCAGUUUUGACAUUCACUUCCUCGACCCCAAUCAUGCCUUCAACAUCCAGUGCUAUGAUUGGCCAUAAUACCCUACUGAAGCUCAACCCCCCGACGAACAUCAAUAACCCAUUUGCACCUCCGAAUCCAUCAAACCCCAACAGAGCUGAUCUCAACCCCCGAAUUCCAGGCCUUAACACCAACAGCAUCGGCAAAUCCGGAUUAGACAAAUCUGACGAUAGUAACCAUGCAAGCUGGGCGGCUACUUGGGGUCGAGUAUUCUGGGAGAAGUGGCGGUGGGGCGCUGUGAUCGUUCUUGCAGUGGUCCUUUCUCGCUUCUCUUCCUCUACCUAA